GUCCACUGUAACAACAUGUACACAUGGGGAGUGAAGAUGUUCCGACAGGCCGUGUGUUCCUUCCGUUCGGAUGCAGACUGGGAGCCCAAUCCUGUGUUUUUUAAGCCGAAAGCAGACAGCAUCAGUCCAAGUGCUCGCUUUGUCACUGUUGCUCUUGGCAACCGCAUGGCCAGCGCAAUUAGGUGCCGUUUUGCAUUCAGCGACAUCUGGAUGAUGUUCAGUGAAAUUGCUUUCCAGUCAGAUACUGCAGUGUACAACACCUCUCUUGUUCCUCGCAAACGUAACCAAGCUCCAGUGGAUGAUCCCACCCACAAGAUUGAUGACAGCAACACAAGAAUCCUUAUCGGCUGUUUGGUGGCCAUUAUUGCCAUUCUGUUGGCCAUCAUAAUAAUCAUACUAUGGCGGCAGGUCUGGCAGAAGAUGAUUGAGAAGGCCUCUCGACGUAUGCUGGACGAUGAGCUGGCCGUGCGUCUGUCUGUUCAGAGAGAGGCAUUUGUCCACCGCAGCUCUUCUCUGUCCAGCGACGUUGAAUCCACUUCAACAUACGAGCGCAUUUUCCCCAUGGGAUCCGACUAUCAGGAGCCUUCACAACUUUUACGGAAGCUACCAGAAUUCCAGGCUAUGGAAAACCUUGCGAUGAUCGAUGGUGCUUCUGAACCCUCUCCAGCUCAGGGUACAGAUGAAGCUCCACACUACGCAGAGGCAGACAUCACUGGAGCUCACAGCUACCGCGUCACUGUGGUCAACAUGCCUUUAUCUCCUGGAAGAGACGGAGCUCUGGAGGAGUUUCCCAGGGACAGACUGACCUUCAAAGAGAAGCUUGGAGAAGGACAGUUUGGAGAGGUUCAUCUGUGUGAAGCUGAAGGAAUGCAGGAAUUCAUGAAGGACCAUUGUGGUGACAUUAGUGACGAACCAAUGCUCGUAGCGGUCAAGACCCUGAGAGAGGACGCUGACAAAAACGCAAGGAACGACUUCAUGAAAGAGAUCAGGAUCAUCUCGCGAUUAAGAGACCCGAACAUCAUUCGCCUGUUGGCGGUGUGCGUUGAGAGCGAUCCGCUGUGCAUGAUCACGGAGUACAUGGAGAACGGAGACCUCAAUCAGUUCCUGUCCCACCACCAGAUGCAGGAAGAAGGAGUUCAGGCUGGAGACUCCACUGCCAUCAGCUACAGAAUGCUGAUCAACAUGGCCUCUCAGAUUUCCUCUGGAAUGAAGUAUCUGUCAUCCCUCAAUUUCGUUCACCGUGAUCUCGCCACACGCAACUGCUUAGUGGGCACGAAUAACAUCAUCAAGAUCGCUGACUUUGGCAUGAGUCGAAACCUGUACCGUGGAGAUUACUACCGCAUACAGGGGCGUGCAGUGCUCCCCAUCCGCUGGAUGUCCUGGGAGAGCAUCCUGCUGGGUAAAUUCACCAUGGCCAGUGACGUGUGGGCAUUCGGCGUGACCCUGUGGGAGAUUCUAACCCUGUGCAAAGAGCAGCCGUAUGCCCAGUUUACAGAUGAGCAGGUGAUCGAAAACACCGGCGAGUUUUUCAGAGACCAAAAUAAACAGGUGUUUCUGCUGAAGCCGGCCUGCUGCCCUGAGUCACUGUACAGCCUCAUGCUCAACUGCUGGAGGAGAAACGCCAAAGAAAGACCCUCCUUCCUGGACAUCCACAGCACACUGACAGAUCAACAUGACUAACUCCACACUCAUGUACUGAACAGUUCAUAUACACACAUUCAGCUCUGCCAGUGCUUUAGAGAAAACCCCUGCUUAGAGAAGACACUCUGCUAAAUCUAAUAGCAAUAGUCUUCAGUAUAGAUUAUACUUUUAUUAGUAUAUGUAUAUAUAUA
Danio aesculapii is the source of this 1832-nucleotide messenger RNA. RefSeq names its product discoidin domain-containing receptor 2-like. The transcript has 10 exons. The annotation marks the transcript as partial. Gene Ontology annotation, biological process: protein phosphorylation; multicellular organism development; cell surface receptor protein tyrosine kinase signaling pathway. Gene Ontology annotation, cellular component: signaling receptor complex; membrane. The record is from RefSeq and is a predicted model, not a curated record. Gene Ontology annotation, molecular function: collagen binding; protein tyrosine kinase collagen receptor activity; ATP binding. Lineage: Eukaryota; Metazoa; Chordata; Actinopteri; Cypriniformes; Danionidae.